AUGAUGCUCCCAUGCUCUAUGGUUGACAUCGUCUUCCUUUUGAAUGAAGCCGUUGGUCAGUUCGUAAGUUUGAGUGGUAAAAAUUUGAGAUGAACACAUCAUCUUUAGACCCUCUUUGUAGUCGUAUUUUUGGUGUGCAAAAUUGGUUUUUAAACAUACAAAAAAAUUUACAUAGAAGGCUAUUUUCCGACCAGAAAACAAGGUCUUGCCGCGGCACGCCUUACUCUCCAGUCUUUGUAUAAUUUUACUCUUUUCUUUUCCUUCGCCGAUUUAUUGCAAACCAAAUACUUUUAGAGAAUAAAGUUGGACGAUGGCGUGUUCUUGUGCUCUCUGGAAGGUCCGGGCCGGCAUUUGAAUAGAGAUGGCCAAGUAUUGAUUUCUGUGUUUUAUAUUGCAGGUCUGUGUUUGAUACAGGCUGUGUUGCCCGCACAAGCCUUUUUUCGGUAUUAUGCGGUUACUCGGUAAGUCACGCAAAAUAUGAUAAUAGGAAGUAUUUGACAAGGAAAGUACUUGUAUGGGGUAUGGAGUUACAGGUCGAGUCAUGUAUCAAAAAAUUUGCGAAUUUUUUCUGAUUCAGAAUAUGUAAAAAAUAGCUGCCUAAUUUUGGUUUGUAAAGGUGAAAACGCCUCGGAACUUUUCUCGAAACACCACGCAAACCAAAUAUGUUAUACCCAUUUAUUAGACUAUAGUAAAAAUUCAAGACAAAGAAAAAGCUCCAACUUUCAUAGCUGACAAUGGAAUUACCCCUAGUGCGACUCUCAGAUUUUCAUUAAAUUAUGCACACAUGCCGGACAUAGACCACGUAUCAAUUCCUGAAAGUUUCAGCCCGCUCCUUUCAGGAGCGGCGAAGAUAUUCAACGAUCUUUGCCGCCAGGAGGGCGCAUUUUCAUGGUGUUGCGAGAAAAGUUCUGAGGACUUUUUCACCCUUACAAACCAAAAUUAGGCACUAAUUUUUGCAUAUUCUGAAACAGAAAAAUUUUACAAAUUUUUUGAUAUUUUUGAGUCGAUGUAACCCCAUACAAGUACUUUCCUCGUGAGAUUUUUUGCGAUGCCAAAAUUAUUUUUUUGCAUCUUUGUUAUAGGGGCCACGCACUCACCAUCUCCGAGACUGCCGGACUGUUUGGUCUUUCGAUCCUGGGGAUCCUACCUACAACCUUCUUAUCUUAUAAGACUUUUGGUUUCUCAUGGCAGGUAAGACCAGACUUCAACUAUGCGCUUCUGUGGUACGAGGGCGAAACUCCGGGAAUUCUUCUUGUCGCUGAUAUUGUAAGUGUUCUAAUACUAUAAAUAUAAGCAAGUGCAAUGCCGAAAUUACACAUUCCACUGUUUUGUCUUACAUUAUAAAGCAUAAAAAUUUAAAUGCCUAAAGUCAUUGCAAUGCCAUGGAUUUUCACUGCAGGCUUUUAUUUUAGCGUUCAGUCCACCCGAAGCUCCACUUCUUCUACGCCGCAUUCUUGAUGACAACUGCUUACACUAUAACAAUAUAUUACGGUUCCAAGACCUUCAAAACGUUGGACAAAGAGUCAAGGAACGUUUCCCAGAGGACGAAACAACUACAAUCGCAGUUGCCUCGCUACUUGGUCCUACAGGCACGUCAUUUUUUCUACAUUUCAUUUCAAGCCAAUCAGCAGGAAUUUUAUCGUAAUUGCAAAUUCCAGGGGCUGAUUCCGCUGACUACAGCUGUGGCGCCAACUCUUUGUUUGGUGAUCAGCCAAUUUUGUGGGCUGAGCAUUGAAGGACUUGCAGCGCUAUGCGUCUCGAUGUAUAGCUGGAUCCCGUUCCUGAACGCAACGAUAACAAUAGUCGUAAUCGUGCCCUAUCGACGAGCGCUGAUCAGGAUCUUUAGAAGGAAGGAUGUAGAUCCGAAAAUAGAAACUGGUACUGGAACCGUCUAA
Molecule: messenger RNA, 1895 nt
Organism: Bursaphelenchus xylophilus (pine wood nematode)
Lineage: Eukaryota; Metazoa; Nematoda; Chromadorea; Rhabditida; Aphelenchoididae
Source: the annotation of a GenBank genome assembly